Molecule: messenger RNA, 586 nt
Organism: Acanthoscelides obtectus
Lineage: Eukaryota; Metazoa; Arthropoda; Insecta; Coleoptera; Chrysomelidae
Source: the annotation of a GenBank genome assembly
AAAAUGUUGAACGAUGAGUUCGCUGCUAUUUACAAGAAUAGCGAACGAUUCAGCAUUGAAGUUCUCAAUUACAAACUACAGAGAUGUGUUGAUCAUCACAACUAUUUGAACAGUUUCUUGAACUUGUUCAGUGAAACCUUUUCGUUGGCGAUAAUGAUAUUUAUAGGAAACAUUACAUUGUCCCUUUGCGUUGUUAUGUACGCAAUCCUCGCAGAGAGUUUCAACAUAAAUCACUGUACACAUCUGAUUGCUGGCUUAAAUAUGAUAUUUACCUGCUAUGCUUGGCCUGCACAGGAAAUGAUGAACGAGGCAAACGCAGUAAGAAACUCCGUAUACCUCAGUGAUUGGCACCUUUAUGGAGAACAUCAUAAACACAUAUUGAUAGUUUUGAUGGGCUCUCUGAAGACUAUAGAAUUUAAAGCUGGAGGAAUUUUGACGAUAGACAUGAAUAUGUUCUUGGCGUCAUGCAAGACGAUGGUUUCUUACUGCAUGUUUUUCCGAACCAUCAGCCUGACGGAUUAAUACAGCUAUAUUUGUAAAAUAAGAAACUGUUGAAACAGGCACUGUUAAAGGCUAAAUAAAUAAU